Messenger RNA from Microplitis demolitor, 2257 nucleotides. Its product is annotated as fatty acyl-CoA reductase wat. The coding region runs from base 467 to 2068 and encodes 533 amino acids. The record is from RefSeq and is a predicted model, not a curated record. The transcript has 8 exons. Gene Ontology annotation, biological process: long-chain fatty-acyl-CoA metabolic process. Gene Ontology annotation, molecular function: alcohol-forming very long-chain fatty acyl-CoA reductase (NADP+) activity. Lineage: Eukaryota; Metazoa; Arthropoda; Insecta; Hymenoptera; Braconidae. Gene Ontology annotation, cellular component: peroxisome.
GUAGUAAUUCUGUCAAAGUCGACGAGUCAGGUGCAAGGAGAGUCCCAGUUAUAUUUGAGGUGAGUGUCGGGGGACACCUACUACUACUGCGGCGUUUACGUUCGAAUUUUGAGUCGAGUCUUUGGAUUCCCAGCAGUAGAAUCGGGCACAGUGCUCGAACCAACUUCAACCUGGUACCAGCCUCUAAUUCCCGUGCAUGGCCCACGGCCUUUCAUUCACUGUAAUCAUCAAACAAAAGUGCUUUUUGUAAUAUUCUUACGUAUACAACCGAUACUUUUUAUUGAAUAAAUUAUUUGAAAGGGAGAGUAAACUCUCUCUUGUGCCUCAUAAUCAACGAAUGCUAAUUUUUUAAUAUUUUUAUUUUUAACCUCAUGAAAUUUAACAUAAAAAAUCAUUACUUUUGUUAAUUACUUGUGAUUAUUUUCCAUUUUUUAUCAUUAAAUUUGUGGUACAAGUGAUUAGCAUCAUGCUGCUGGAAAAUCAAGUCUCCAGAUACGGGAACGAGGGGAUAGACGUUUAUGAAAAUGAUAUAAAUGAAAAUAAUAACAAUAUUAUGAAUACAAUAAAUAUGGAGCAAGUUAUAACGAGGACUCCGAUUCAAGAUUUUUACGCCGGUCGAAAUAUCUUCAUAACAGGAGCCACUGGCUUUCUCGGCAAAACUAUGAUUGAGAAACUACUGAGAAUUUGUCCGGAAGUAUCAACAAUUUAUAUAUUGAUUCGACCUAAAAAAAAAAGUAACAUUAUUGACAGAGUUGAAGACAUAUUUAAUGAGCCCAUUUUUGAACAAUUGAAAAAUGAUUCACCAAAAUUACGUCAUAAAAUAGUCGCUAUUCCAGGCGAUUGUACAUUUCCCGAUUUAGGACUAACGUUAGAAGACCGAAAAAAAAUAAUUGAUGAAGUUUCAGUCGUUUUUCACAAUGCGGCGACUGUUAAAUUUGAUGAAAAACUUAAAGUCGCAACGACAAUUAAUGCUGGUGGUACUUUAGCUGUUAUUAAUCUGUGUAAAGAAAUAAAAAAUUUAAAGGCGAUGAUUCAUGUGUCAACAGCCUAUGCAAAUUGCCAUCUUGAUACUAUUGAUGAACAAUUCUAUCCUCAUCCUUUGAAGUAUGAUGAUUUACGAGUUAUCGUCAAUAGUUUGCCAGAUGAAACUGUCAAUGCCAUAUUACCCAAACUUUUAGAAAAAUGGCCUAAUACUUACACAUACACAAAAGCGCUUGCUGAAAAUGUUGUCCGUGAAAAAUCACAAGAUUUGCCAAUCGGAAUAUUUCGACCUGCAAUAAUAAUAUCUUGCGCUGAUGAUCCAUUGCCUGGAUGGAUUGACAAUUACUAUGGACCAAUGGGUGUAGCAGCUGCAGCAGCUGUCGGAUUUUUACGUAGCAUUCGCAUAAAUCGUGAUGUUUAUGCCAACAUGGUACCCGUUGAUUACACAGUAAAUGCAAUCCUAGCAAGUGCUUGGGAUGUAGCUACGCAACCAGACAAGCGUGGAGAGAAUAUGUUAAUAUACAAUUACAUAUCAACAGUCGAAAAUCCAAUAACUUGGGGAUUUUAUAUCGACAAUUGUCUUACAUAUGGACGCGACUUUCCACUGAAACAAUCGGUCUGGUAUUUAACAAUGAGCACUUAUCAAAAUAAAACGAUAAACUUUUUUGCGAAUAUUAUUUUACAUCUGCUACCUGCACUACUGGUUGAUAUCGUCGCUGUCUGCACGGGACACAAACCACGAGUAGUAAAAUCCAUAAGCAAAAUCAAUCGAUUUUUGAACGUCAUUCAGCCAUUUAGUUUGAAAAAUUGGAAUUUCAAAAAUGAUAAUAUUCAGCGUCUUUGGUUGCGUCUUGAUUCAAAAGACAAAUUGAGCUUGAAGUUUACUUUUGAUAAAUUUGACUGGAAGCAUUACUUGAGAAAUCACAUGCUGGGAGUAAGAUUAUAUUUGUUCAAAGAAGACAUGAGCACGUUGGAGUCUGCUAGGAAAAGAUUACAAAGGCUGCGAUGGAUUCACGAGACAGUCAAAAUAGCCGUGGGUUUUUUUGUCAUCAUGUUCAUUUGGAAAUUAUUUAAUAUUAUUUUUUAAAUAUCACGCAGUAUAGCCUCGAAACAAAAUAUUUUGUACAUAAAUUUAAUUUUAUUAAGUAUCGUAGAUUAAUUUUUUUUAAAUAUAUUUUUGUAAAGGACUUUAAUAUUAGAUAAUAGUGGGUUUUUUAAAAUUAUUUUUUUAGUUUGUAGAUUAAUAUUUAACAGCUAUAUCAAUACUGUAUACUUU